Molecule: messenger RNA, 952 nt
Organism: Arvicanthis niloticus (Nile rat)
Lineage: Eukaryota; Metazoa; Chordata; Mammalia; Rodentia; Muridae
Gene: Tasl
Product: TLR adaptor interacting with endolysosomal SLC15A4
Biological process (GO): regulation of toll-like receptor signaling pathway
Source: RefSeq, a predicted model, not a curated record
AUGCUGUCAGAAGGAUAUCUUAGUGGACUUACCUACUGGAAGGACAUUCACUGGAAUUGUGCAUCUUAUAAUGAGCCGGUGGCUGGGGACCAGGAUGAAGAGACAAGUUCUGUUGCUGCUCUUUCAUAUUCCUCUGUGGAUGAAACACAAGUUCAAAGUCUUUAUGUGAGCUGCAAAUCCUCUGGGAUUAUUUCAUCAGUGCAUGCAAGAGCUAGUCAGCACAGCAGAAGCCAGAGCAGAACAGUGCUACAGGCCAACACCAACCCUGUAUUUGAAAGUCCAGCCUUAGCUGCAGUUGGCAUAUGCAGAGAUGUGAUCAGGGAGACCUACUUGGUUCCACCUUCUUGUAAAAGUAUUUGCAAAAAUUACAAUGACUUACAUAUUGCAGGGGGACAGGUGAUGGCCAUUAACUCAGUAAUGGCAGAUUUUCCCUCCGAGAGCAGCUUUGAAGAUGGUCCUUUGCUAAAGUCAUCUGAGAUUUCUUUGUCCAUGGAGGAUUCCAUUUCUACUCAGCUCACCGAACUUCCCCUCAAACCUAUCCAGCGGUACUCAUCCUACUGGAGGAUAACCAGCAUCAAAGAGAAAAGCAGCUUGCAAAUGCAGAAGCCUAUGUCAAAUGCAGUGCUCAAUGAGUACCUGGAACAGAAGGUGGUGGAGUUAUAUAAGCAAUACAUUAUGGACACUGUGUUUCAUGACAGUUCUCCUACCCAGAUUCUGGCAUCAGAAUUCAUCAUGACAAAUGUAGAUCAACUUAGUCUUCAAGUGUCUAAAGAGAAAAACCUGGACACUUCGAAAGUCAAGGACAUAGUUAUUAGCCAUCUAUUGCAGUUGGUAUCAUCUGAGAUCAGCACCCCUAGCCUUCAUAUUUCUCAGUAUAGCAAUAUAACUCCAUAGAGAAGACUCCUGUCACUUCCACUCAUUCCCAUUAAUCCCAAGGAAAUACUGUAUUCAU